AUUUGGAGUGGGAGUCUGAAGCUGCAAUAAAAAUAAAACACAGUUCUUCUUGUAAAAAGUUCGCCGACGCCAUCUCCGACUCUGAGUUUAGCAUCUCUACUACUCCACCUCGACUGCUCUCUGUCCAUCCUUUUGUCCAAAGAGGGGAAUCCACACAAACUUAUUCACCAAAUAUAGGGCUUUGGGCAUGGGCGACACAACCGGUGGGGCUUCUCUCCCGUCCACCGGUACCGACGCCAAAAAGCGCCGCGUGACCUACUUCUACGAGCCCACUAUCGGCGAUUAUUACUACGGCCAGGGACACCCAAUGAAGCCCCACCGAAUCCGCAUGGCACACAAUUUGAUUGUGCACUACUCCCUCCACCGUCGCAUGGAGAUCAACCGGCCCUUCCCCGCGGGUCCCGCCGACAUCCGUAGGUUCCAUUCGGAUGACUACGUCAAGUUCCUUGCUUCCGUGUCUCCAGAGUCUCUGGCGGAUCCUGCGCAUAAUAGGCAUCUCAAGAGGUUUAAUGUUGGGGAGGAUUGCCCAGUUUUCGAUGGGCUUUUUGGGUUUUGUCAGGCGUCUGCGGGUGGCUCGAUUGGGGCUGCUGUUAAGCUCAAUCGAGGUGAUGCGGAUAUUGCUUUGAACUGGGCUGGCGGUUUGCAUCAUGCUAAGAAGAGUGAGGCGUCCGGGUUUUGUUACGUUAAUGAUAUUGUUCUGGGAAUUCUGGAAUUGCUAAAGGUUCACAGGCGUGUCCUGUAUGUUGAUAUUGAUGUCCACCAUGGAGAUGGUGUUGAGGAGGCGUUCUAUACUACUGAUAGGGUCAUGACAGUAUCUUUUCAUAAAUUUGGAGAUUUCUUUCCAGGGACAGGACACAUAAAGGAUACUGGUGCUGGGCAAGGGAAAAACUAUGCCCUGAAUAUUCCAUUAAAUGAUGGGAUGGAUGAUGAAAGUUUUCGCGGUCUGUUUCGUCCCAUUAUCCAGAAAGUCAUGGAGGUUUAUCAACCUGAUGCAGUUGUUCUUCAAUGUGGGGCUGAUUCAUUGUCUGGUGAUAGGUUGGGGUGCUUCAACUUGUCUGUGAAGGGCCAUGCUGAUUGCCUUCGUUUUCUUAGAUCUUUUAAUGUUCCUCUGAUGGUCUUGGGUGGUGGUGGGUAUACUAUUCGGAAUGUUGCCCGUUGCUGGUGUUAUGAGACAGCAGUUGCUGUAGGGGUAGAACCUGAUAAUAAAUUGCCUUACAAUGAAUACUACGAGUACUUUGGCCCGGAUUACACACUUCACAUUGAACCUUCCAACAUGGAGAACCUGAAUGCACCUAAAGAUAUGGAGAGAAUAAGGAACAUACUAUUAGAGCAACUCUCUAAACUGCCUAAUGCACCCAGCGUACCUUUUCAGACAACACCAUCCACCACUGAAGUCCCAGAAGAGGCUGAAGAAGACAUGGACAGAAGACCUAAACGUCGCAUAUGGAAUGGUGAGGAUUAUGGGUCUGAUCAUGAUGAGGAUGAGAAGCUUCGACCUAGAAGUUUGAACAUUGAUGGCAACGCUGUUGCAAAAGAUGAGAUGAGGGAUUACACGGAUGAAAUGGAAGACAAGAAAGAAGAGCAUCCACAAUCUUGACACAUUGAACUGUCGUCUCGUUGCCUUGCCUCAGUAUAUUGUAAACUCAGAGAUAGUCUCUGUCCUGCAACAAGAGAGCGCAUGGCUUCUAAGCCAUGAGAUUCUUCUUAUAGAUUUCUGAUGAAGCAUAAAGUAGAUCUCACAGAACAGUAAUCUCCCUCUGCUGUCACCAUAUUGUUUGAAACUGUACUGUUAUAGAAUCAGAGACUCAGAUGUCAUAUGGGAACGUAAUAUCAAUACAAUUUACCUUUUUUCCA
Molecule: messenger RNA, 1854 nt
Organism: Manihot esculenta (cassava)
Lineage: Eukaryota; Viridiplantae; Streptophyta; Magnoliopsida; Malpighiales; Euphorbiaceae
Product: histone deacetylase 6
Exons: 6
Coding region: 188-1597 (469 amino acids)
Molecular function (GO): histone deacetylase activity
Source: RefSeq, a predicted model, not a curated record